Molecule: messenger RNA, 2030 nt
Organism: Daucus carota subsp. sativus
Lineage: Eukaryota; Viridiplantae; Streptophyta; Magnoliopsida; Apiales; Apiaceae
Product: bZIP transcription factor TGA10
Exons: 11
Coding region: 371-1846 (491 amino acids)
Biological process (GO): regulation of DNA-templated transcription; DNA-templated transcription
Molecular function (GO): sequence-specific DNA binding; DNA-binding transcription factor activity
Source: RefSeq, a predicted model, not a curated record
GAACUUGGCCACCGCUUUAUCUGAAUAUCUGUGGUUUGGCCAAAGAAAGUCGCCAGGUUUGUAUAGCCAGCAGGAAAGAAAGGAGAGAGAUGUGAAAAUACACAGCUUUGUCUUAUGCAGCUUGGCAUUCAUUUCUAUCUAUCUCAACUCUAUCCUUAGUUUGUUCAGAUCUGCAACAGACUCUGUCUAGAUUAUCUUUCUUCUCAUAUCUAUAUUUUAUAUGGUCAAAUAGUGAAGAAAAAUAUCAAGACGUACUUCAGGAGAUAAGGAAGCUGCAGGUGGCUAGCUUGUGGGAUUUUCAAGAGGGGAGUUUCAAUUAUCUUCCCCAGAGGCGGAAAACAAGCUUUAAGUUACAAGAGUAGCUCCUUUUAUGGCGUCGAAUAGCAUGAACAUGCAACAAUUACAACAGCAGCAGCAGCAGCAACAGCAGAGUCAAGAUCAUCAUCAUAAUCAGUAUCAGCAGAUGUCGUAUGGGAUGAUGAUGCAACCAGUUAUCUCGUCGUCGACCAUAAUUAAUCAUGCGCCCAACUUCGUUAGCAGCAGCCACAGCAAAGAUGGUGCAGGAGCAUAUGAUUUAGGUGAAUUAGAUCAAGCACUUUUUCUUUACCUUGACAGUCAAGACCCAUCCUCCUCUACUGUCCAAGAUCAAAGACAUAACUCUGGGAUGAGACCACCAACACUGAACAUAUUUCCUUCUCAACCAAUGCAUGUAGAUCCAUCAGCCUCCAAGCUACAAGGAAGUAAUAUGGGGUUGGUUUCGCCAGCAACGAGCGGGUCGAAGAGAUCAUCUGAGCCGUCCAUGGAGUUAUCUAACACGAAAACGGAACAUCCUCCUCCUCGUCCACCUACAUCUGCUGUUGGACCUCCACCGCCCAAAGCUGUCAAGCGUGAAGGAAACAAUGGCGCAGGGCGGCGGGGUCUGACAUCGAGUUCAGAGCAUGACGGACCCAAAACUCCAGACCCUAAGACAUUAAGGAGAUUAGCUCAAAAUAGGGAGGCAGCUAGGAAGAGCAGGCUGAGGAAAAAGGCGUAUGUGCAGCAGCUAGAGUCAAGUAGGAUGAAACUUACUCAACUAGAACAAGAUUUACAAAGAGCUAGAGCCCAGGGAGCUUUUAUGGGUGGUGGUGGUGCUCUUCUAGGAGCGGAACAAGGACUUCCUCUCGGCAUGGGGAACCUUAGCUCAGAUGCCGUCGUGUUUGAUAUGGAUUAUGGAAGGUGGCUUGAAGAGCACCACCGAUUAAUGUGUGAGCUCCGAGCAGCAGUGCAAGAGCAUUUACCAGACAACGAGCUCCAACUCUAUGUGGAUCACUGCCUGGCACAUUUUGAUGAGGUGAUGAACCUGAAAAGCAUGCUCGCGAAAACUGAUGUUUUCCAUCUUGUUUCUGGAAACUGGAAGACUCCAGCCGAACGUUGUUUCAUGUGGAUGGGAGGCUUCCGCCCUUCAGAACUCAUCAAGAUAAUCGUGAACCAGAUCGAGCCAUUGACAGAGCAACAACUGAUGGGAAUAUGUGGACUGCAACAGUCAACACAGGAGGCAGAAGAAGCACUGUCACAAGGACUUGAUGCUCUCAAUCAAUCACUCUCAGAUGUCAUUGUUUCUGAUUCUCUCAGCUCUCCACCAAACAUGGCCAACUACAUGGGUCAGAUGGCCAUGGCCAUGUCUAAGCUCUCCACUCUUGAAGGUUUCGUUCGACAGGCGGAUAGUCUGAGACACCAGACAAUUCAUCGGCUGCAUCAGCUCUUAACGGUUCGUCAAGCAGCGAGAUGUUUGUUGGCUAUUGCAGAAUACUUUCAUCGCCUCCGCGCUCUCAGCUCUCUUUGGGUGGCGCGUCCGCGUCAAGAUUAAGACAACUUGAUUACUUUCUUUAGACUAAUUUAGCUUUUUCGAUAUCUUUUGUGCGCAAUGUUAUAAACUUCAGAAAUGAUAAUUUUCUUUGUUGCACCUAUAGAUGUAUAGGAAGUCCCCAGACCACAAGAAGUUAAACUAUAAAGUAGAUUAAUCUUUUAAUUACUAUCUCCUUUUUUUUUUA